Molecule: messenger RNA, 4371 nt
Organism: Adineta ricciae
Lineage: Eukaryota; Metazoa; Rotifera; Eurotatoria; Adinetida; Adinetidae
Source: the annotation of a GenBank genome assembly
AUGUCCUAUGGUGCCGGCGUUACACAAGAUCCGCAAUCAAAUAUCAGCAACACCUAUCGUGAUCCCUUAGUUUUUUAUGAUCCUGACUUAACGAAUGGAAAUACUCAAGCAACAGACUUUGGUUUUGAUGAGUUAACAUUACCAUCUCAACAGAGUCAUUUACCAUUAACGGAUAUCAAUGCAUCCCAGCAGAAUAACGGUAUGUUUCCAUCGGAUGAGUUGGAUGGAACGAAUAAUAAUCUGAGACAACAACGGGAUUUACCUUUCGAGGAUGAAGAGGAAGGCUUCUACGAAAGAGAUUUACCCAAACAUGCUUGCGCAUAUUGUGGUAUUCAUGAUCCGGCUGCUGUCGUUAUGUGUAAUCAAACACGAAAAUGGUUUUGUAAUGGUCGGGGUAAUACAUCUGGAAGCCAUAUCGUCAAUCAUUUGGUUCGCGCUCGAUGUAAAGAAGUCACUUUACAUAAAGAUGGCCCAUUGGGCGAAACACAAUUAGAAUGUUAUAACUGCGGCUGUCGAAAUGCAUUUUUGCUCGGUUUUAUUCCUGCAAAAGCAGACAGCGUUGUCGUUUUACUCUGUCGACAACCUUGCGCCAGUCAAAGUGCAUUAAAAGACAUGAAUUGGGAUCCAUCUCAGUGGCAACCGUUGAUUCAAGAUCGAUGUUUUCUGACUUGGCUUGUGAAGAUUCCUUCUGAACAAGAACAAUUACGUGCUCGUCAAAUAACUGCACAGAUGAUCAAUCGUUUAGAAGAUUUAUGGAAGAAUAAUCCCGACGCAACCAUCGCUGAUUUAGAAAAGCCAGGAAUCGAUGAAGAACCACAACAAUGUUCUUUGAGAUACGAAGAUGCUUAUCAGUAUCAGAAUAUUUUUGGUCCAUUAGUCAAAAUGGAAGCAGACGAUGACCGAAAGAUUAAAGAAUCUCAAACUCAGGAAAAUAUUUCCGUACGAUGGGAUAUGGGUUUGAACAAAAAACGUUUAGCAUAUUUUUGCUUACCAAAAGCAAAUGAAGAAAUGAGAUUAAUGGCGGGUGAUGAACUGCGUUUACGAUACGUUGGCGACACAUCGAAAUCCAAUUGGUCAGGAGUUGGACAUGUGGUAAAAGUUCCUAACAAUUACGGAGAAGAAGUUGGCAUUGAAUUAAAGAUUAGUUCAGGAGCACCGAUUGAACAUAGUACCAAUUUUGUUGUUGAAUUUGUUUGGAAAUCCACAUCAUUUGAUCGUAUGCAAUCAGCAUUGAAAACCUUCGCUGUUGAUGAACAUAGUGUUUCUGCUUAUCUAUACCAUCGUUUAUUAGGCCAUGAAGUGGAAGAUAUAGUGAUGAAAGUCGCAUUACCUAAACGUUUUUCGGCACCAGGCCUACCUGAAUUAAAUCAUUCACAAGUUUAUGCAGUGAAGACGGUUCUUCAACGACCGUUGAGUCUUAUUCAAGGUCCACCAGGAACGGGAAAAACGGUCACAUCGGCGACGAUUGUUUACCAUUUAGUUAAACAAAAUCAGGGACAAGUUCUCGUCUGUGCACCAAGUAACAUCGCUGUUGAUCAAUUAACAGAAAAAAUUCAUAAAACUGGCUUGAAAGUCGUUCGUCUAUGCGCGAAAAGUCGUGAAGCAUUGGAUUCUCCAGUUUCAUUUUUGGCGUUACAUAAUCAAAUCCGAAGUCUGGAAAGCGAACCGGAAUUGAAGAAACUUCAACAACUAAAAGAUGAAACAGGAGAAUUAUCAUCCGCUGAUGAGAAACGUUAUCGAACGUUGAAACGUAAAUGUGAAAUUGAUUUACUUCGUAACGCUGAUGUAAUUUGCUGUACAUGCGUUGGAUCCGGUGAUCCACGUUUGUCACACGGAUAUCAAUUUCGUUCGAUACUUAUCGAUGAAUCAACCCAAGCUACUGAACCUGAAUGUAUGGUUCCAGUCGUACUUGGGGCCCGGCAACUUAUUCUUGUUGGUGAUCACUGUCAAUUGGGACCAGUUGUUAUGAGCAAAAAGGCAGCGAAAGCGGGUCUGAGCCAAUCGUUAUUUGAACGACUUGUGGUACUUGGCAUUCGACCAAUUCGAUUACAAGUACAAUAUCGCAUGCAUCCGUCAUUAUCCGCAUUUCCAUCGAAUAUUUUCUAUGAAGGUUCACUACAAAAUGGUGUGACAGCUGUUGAACGUACUAUCAAAGGGCUCGACUUUCCAUGGAUUCAAUCUGAUAAACCGAUGUUUUUCCAUUGUUCCAUGGGUCAAGAAGAAAUUUCCAGUAGCGGAACAUCGUAUCUCAAUCGAACUGAAGCAAAUAUGGUCGAGAAGACCGCCACUAGGUUACUCAAAGCUGGUAUUAAACCAGAACAGAUUGGUAUUAUCACACCUUACGAAGGACAACGUGCUUUUAUUGUUCAACAUAUGCAAUACAGUGGAUCGUUAAAUGAAAAGCUUUACCAAGAAAUUGAAGUUGCAAGUGUCGAUGCAUUUCAAGGACGUGAAAAAGAUUUCAUUAUUUUAUCCUGUGUACGUGCAAAUGAACAUCAAGGUAUCGGAUUCUUAAACGAUCCACGUCGACUGAAUGUUGCAUUAACACGAGCAAAAUAUGGAAUUAUUAUCAUUGGCAAUCCAAAAGUUCUUUCUCGUCAAACAUUAUGGAACCAUUUAUUGACUUAUUACAAAGAACAACAUGUACUUGCUGAAGGUCCAUUGAAUAACUUAAAAGAAAGUGCUAUACAAUUUGCGAAGCCGAAAAAAUUAAUAAAUCCGGCUAAUCCGGGUGGACGAUUUAUGUCUAAUGCUAUGUUUUCCGCAAAAGAAGCAUUAAUUCCUGGCUCUGUCUACGAUCGAACAACGCCGAUGACUGAUAAACGUCAAAUGAACGGUGAGAUGUUUGGCAAUAAUUUCAAUCCAAACUUUCGCAAUCAUGAUCCAUUGAGUUAUAUCGAUACGCACGGAAUGAACGAUGUAUCGCAAUCAUUUGCUAACAUUAAUUUGCCAAUGCCACAUCAGAUGAUGAUGUCACAAAUGACAAUGCCGUAUAUGGGUGGACCUGCACCGUUCAAUACAACGAUGAUGAAUGAUCGAUCGAUGAAUAAUCAAGCGGCAACAGCUAAGAAUGGAAAAGGAAAUACAAGAACGAAAAAUCCAUCGAAACCACCACGAUUUUCGAAGAAUACUAGCGGUGGAACACAAUCACAGGAUAAUCUAAAUUUCACUCAAGGCGGUACCAUUAGUCAACCGUAUCCAACAUCACAAGGUGGACUCAUGUCUCAACAUGCAUAUGGUUUAUCUCAACAAGACUUUUCUCAAUCGGAUAUGUAUGAUGUGUAUCAACCAUCCCAAAAUGAACAUCAUCAAUUGCUUUCCCAAGAUUCUUCUUAUGCUGAUCCAUCGGUGUUUCUCAAUUCUCAAGUGUCGAACAAUCCUAAUCGAAGUGGAUCUUUUCCCGUUCUUUAUCAAUGUUGUUCGAGUGACGAACACCGAUUCUGUGAAUCAUGUUGUGCAAAUAUGAUAUCAUCGAUGGUUACUAAUAGCAAAAUAGCUUUAUUAUUCAACCGAAGACUACCUUGCUAUGUCUGUAAUGGCAAACUUCAAUUCGAGAACUUACCGAAAAGCAUUCAAGAUGAUUUGAAUGCAAUUCUUUUAACUAUUCCGAAUAAAUCCAAACAUCCGAAAUCGAUUCAAGAGUUUAAUUAUUAUUAUAGUCAAUCGAAGGAAUUGCGACAUUGUCUAACGAACAAGAAAGAAUUGUCAAGAGCAAAAAGAGAAAUAUUAAUUCAAGGUUGUGGAGUAGUCAGAGCUGGCCAAUGGUCACGCUCAUGUUGUAUUAACGAAUCUCUUGAUAUCGGAGCCAUGUUUCCAUACAUGUCCAAAGCGAAACAGUUGAAUCUCUCUGUAGUUAUUGUCAAUCCCAAUCAAAUCUAUUUCAUUAAUGAAAGUAAUAGUGAAUCGAAUUCUUCCGAAGAUCUGCGUUCUUUCUAUCUCUCUCCUGAACCAUUACCUCAAUUACGAACAAAACCGAUUCCUAAUCUCUCAACUAGUCGUGAGCACGUUCUCUAUGUUUAUGACCACGUCAUCUCGAAACUUUCACCUGCAACUCAGCUCUUUUUCGUCGCUCAUUCAGCCGGUGGUGAUCAAUUAAUGCAUUUAUUACGUCAACGUCAAGAUUCUCUUCUUCCUAAACUAUCGAAAAUCGCUUUUAUCGAUUCGAUUCAUUUUCUCAUUCCAUCGGAUACCAACGAACUCCGAAAUUUCUUACAAUCCAAUGCGAUUCACUUCGUAGCUAGUGAUCAGCCGGCAGGACAACCCGUUCAUCGAUCGGAAAAUCUGAUCUGUCCGGAAGUUUCCGCCGGUCAUGUUAAGCAUGAAUAUACAUCUGGUUUUUGUCUCAAACAAGUUUUCGAAUUUUUCUGUUAA